AUGGACCCUGAAGCUGUCCCGGUUUUUCAAUCAAUGCGUCGUAUACCUUUGCCAUUAGAGCAAGCAGUUGCAAAGAAAAUCGAUGAAUUACUGAAACGUGGAAUCAUCGAAAUCAAGACGGGGCCCACCAGCUGGGUAUCACCACUGGUUGUCGUAGCGAAGGUGAACGGCGAGCCUCGAUUGUGUAUUGAUCUCCGGUGUGUAAAUGAGGCUGUUCUUCGAGAACAUCAUCCGAUGCCCGUUGUGGACGAUUACAUCGCGCGACUAAGGAGAGGAUCAAUUUGGAGCAAACUCGAUAUUUGCGAGGCAUUCUUACAGGUUGAACUGGCAGAAGAAUCCCGAGACGUCACUACUUUUAUGACUAAUCGUGGGCUAUUUCGCUUCAAGAGACUACCGUUCGGCUUGGUAACAGCACCGGAGCUUUUUCAAAAAGCUAUGGACGAGAUACUGGCAGUUUGUGACGGUACCUAUUGGUACCUCGACGAUAUAAUCAUCGAAGGGAAGAACAUCGAGGAGCACGACAGUCGCCUUGAAAAGGUACAAUAG
Molecule: messenger RNA, 546 nt
Organism: Topomyia yanbarensis
Lineage: Eukaryota; Metazoa; Arthropoda; Insecta; Diptera; Culicidae
Exons: 1
Coding region: 1-546 (181 amino acids)
Source: RefSeq, a predicted model, not a curated record